AAAAGACCGAACCACAUAAAGAUCCCUGCUUCAAAGUCUAUGAUCAUAUCAUUUAAAGUCUGAAUAAAUAGAAGAACGAGCAGAACCCGAUAAAGGCUACCAAAUGUAACCUGGACCUUCCUGUUGUCUGCUGGAUCAGGCAUUGGCGUCCCACUAGCAGGAGUAUAGGGGGCAUAUAUUCCUCAGGGCCUGGAAACGACACAGGAUCCCCCAGAAUGAUCCCAUCAGCCGAGUGACCCAACGCUCAAUAAGAGGAUGAUGAUGGAUGGUUGACUGUUACCAAACCAGAGAAAGACAGGGAAUAUAUUGCAGUAAUUUCUUUAAUUAUUUGCUUUCUGCUGUCAUCUUUUGCAGAAUGAGAUCCUCAGCAGUUCAGAUGGUUUGUGUGGCCCUUGGGGCUCUCUGCCUGAUUGGGGUCAUCAGGUGUUGCACCGUCCCUCAGUGGAAAAUUUCUUCCUUCAUAGGAUCAAACAUUGUUACUGCACAGGUGAUUUAUGAAGGUUUAUGGAUGAGCUGUGUGUCGCAGAGUACUGGACAGAUGCAGUGCAAAGUGUACGACUCCAUGUUGCAGUUGGGCUCUGACCUGCAGGCCGCCCGCGCCAUGACCAUCAUCAGCUGCAUCCUCUGUGGUCUCAGCCUCCUCAUCUUGUUUUGGGGUGCCGACUUCACCACAUGUGUUCAGAACGAAGACGCCAAGCCCAAAAUCAUCCUGGUGGCUGCAGUGGGCCUGAUGCUGGCCGGCCUGCUGGUGAUCAUCCCGGUCAGCUUUCUAAGAGAUUUCUACAACCCUCUGUUACUGGAUUUCCACAGGAGAGAGAUGGGAGCGUGUAUCUAUAUCGGCUGGGCAGCCGGUGUGCUGUUGAUCCUGACAGGAGUUCUGCUCUGCUGCUUCAGCAGACCCAGAUCCAGCAGCUCUAGUAGAACCGUCAAAUACUACAACAACACGCUUCAGGUCCAAACGAUGUUAUAAUUUAGAGGUUUUAUGGAAGGGGCUGGUGUCCAAUAGACAGGCAGACAAGGGAGUUGUGUUGGUAAAAACCGUGACGACAACAACAUAAUUUUAUUUGUUGGUGCUCGAAGGAUUGUAGUUUGUACAUAUUCAUUUCCAACAUUUUGAAAUGUUGCUUAAAAUGCAAAUUUAAAAAACAUAAGCAUAAAAAAGGAACAAGAUGCAAAAGUUGUUCUGCAGGAAAAUAAGAUUUCAUAGUCACAAUUUUUCCAAGACAACUUAAAUGACAAAUGUGUUUGAUUAUUUAGUCCUGUUCACUUCUCUGUCAUUUCUUUUAUAAAUGUAUUCAUUUAUAAAACGCUCCCAGCCAAAUGGGCCUCGGGAAAUAAUUAUAUGAGCGUGUUACUCAGAUACACUUCAGCUUCUGCGUUGCUUUCUACUGACAAAACAUUUACUGUAAGUUGGUUUGUUCUAUUUUUGUUUCUUCACAAUGAUCACAAUAGAUUAUUAAAGCUUUGCCAGAUACAAAUGUUUUCAGAAAAAGGAAUUAAAUGCAUAAA
Messenger RNA from Gambusia affinis (western mosquitofish), 1509 nucleotides. Its product is annotated as claudin-4-like. The record is from RefSeq and is a predicted model, not a curated record. Gene Ontology annotation, cellular component: bicellular tight junction; plasma membrane. The transcript has 3 exons. Gene Ontology annotation, molecular function: structural molecule activity. The coding region runs from base 266 to 970 and encodes 234 amino acids. NCBI's taxonomy places the organism in Eukaryota, Metazoa, Chordata, Actinopteri, Cyprinodontiformes, Poeciliidae. Gene Ontology annotation, biological process: cell adhesion; bicellular tight junction assembly.